AUGUACAAACUUUUGGACCAGAACAAUGCUCAAAAAUGCAAUAGUUUUCGUUUUUUCUUUGUCACUCUCUUCGUCACCUCGCUUUUACUCGUCUAUUUUUUGUUUGCUGAAGAAUUCGAAACGACAAACUUCCCAUUUGAAAGUUCUCUUUUAACAGGAAUCAAAAACAGGAGUCGUACGGGUCCUGAAGUGAAGUUCGUCGAAAUCUCAACCGGAAAUUUUGCAUUUUCUGCUGUUAUUGAUCAAAGAGAUGCAGACGAUGAGGAGCCUAAACAAGCAGAACCAGAACUGGAGUCCAUCCGCCGAUCACAAAUCCGUGUCAUGAUGGCCGUCACAAAAUCAUCCAAUUUUUCCUGUCAAUUUGCAGAUGGUUUAAAAAUACCGGGGAAAAUGCUCGAAAUUGGCAGUGGAGUUGGCUAUUUGAAUUGUUUAGCUCCGAAAAAUAUCUCUCUCGAAAGUAUUGACGAAAUAACGAUUUGUGAUGACACUCUUCAAAAAUCAGCCAUUGUGCCAAUCUCCUAUCGAAUACCGAAAAAGACGAUUUCUUUUGAUCAAACUUUCGCCAUUUGUGUUCCAUUAAUAUUCGGAGAAAAAUACACAGCGGAACAUUUUGUGGAAUUCGUCGAAAUGAAUCGAUUAUUGGGCGUUGAACAGAUUUCUAUCUACACCAACGGCUCGCUGGAUUCCAAACUGAAAGUGGUGAUGGAAAAAUAUUCAAAUCAAGGUUUUCUUGAAGUCAUUUCAUUUUUGAGGCCAUUCAACGAUGAUAAAGUAUACUAUUAUGGACAACAUUUCACGAUAGCCGAUUGUCUUCUCCGGCACAUCGGCAGAACGGAGUUCGUGGCUCUGCAAGAUUUGGAUGAGUUUGCUGUUGUCAAAGUUGAUGAGAAUUCAAGUUUUUCUUCACCGCCAAAUAGAUUGACUUUUCUUCCCGAGCUCUUCUCCAACGACAAAACGGCCGCAAUACAGCUCAAAAUCGACUACAUUGUGGAAAAUAAAAGCGAAUUACCAUUUACUCUCAACAACCACGAGCAGAUUUAUUAUGAAGGGAGAACGCAAUACUACAGCUCGAAAUGUAUCGUCAGACCGCAUUACUUUCUGACACAGAAUGUUCAUUAUCCAAUCGAUCAUGCUCGAAAAGAUUAUCGAACAGAUUUGAGUCGUACGGGUCCUGAAGUGAAGUUCGUCGAAAUCUCAAUCGGAAAUUUUGCAUUUUCUGCUGUUAUUGAUCAAAGAAAUGCAGACGAUGAGGAGCCUGAACAAGCAGAAUCAGAACUGGAGUCCAUCCGCCGAUCACAAAUCCGUGUCAUGAUGGCCGUCACAAAAUCAUCCAAUUUUUCCUGUCAAAUGGUU
Molecule: messenger RNA, 1353 nt
Organism: Mesorhabditis belari
Lineage: Eukaryota; Metazoa; Nematoda; Chromadorea; Rhabditida; Rhabditidae
Source: the annotation of a GenBank genome assembly